AUGAUAAAUAAAUCAAUACAACCUAAUAGAAACAUGGUUAUACUAAAAAAUAAAAAAUAAAGGAAGUUAAUGAAGGUAUUACUAGUAAAAUUUCUUUAAAAAGUCCAAUUAAAAGACAAGCAUUUACUCAAAAAAUUAGCAACUAUUUUAAUGGAAAAAAUUCAAAGAGUUGUUUAGAAACAAUUACUAAAUGUUUAACUAUCAAUAAAUAAAAUAGUCUAAACUUAAUGAUAUUAAAUAGAAAACUUUUGAUCUCAAGCAGAAUAAGUAAACUAAAAUAAUAGUCAGUAAGGAAUCUAUUCCUCUAUAAUAAGGAAAGGAAAAAAAAAUUGAAUUUGGAAAUCGAGUCACCAUAAAUUUACUUACGAGGAUGUCAACGAUCUAGAUUGAGGAGGAAGCGAAGUAAUAAUCUCCAAAAUUUAAUUCGAACAAAGAUCCUGAGACUUUCACAGAUUGGGUUGAAAAUAUCUACGGAAAAUAAUGGUUUGCUCAAACUACUAACCAAUGA
Molecule: messenger RNA, 508 nt
Organism: Paramecium octaurelia
Lineage: Eukaryota; Ciliophora; Oligohymenophorea; Peniculida; Parameciidae
Source: the annotation of a GenBank genome assembly